Messenger RNA from Sebastes umbrosus (honeycomb rockfish), 7572 nucleotides. It is a transcript of the gene tnk2b, whose product is annotated as tyrosine kinase, non-receptor, 2b. Bases 1245 to 4931 code for a protein of 1228 amino acids. Lineage: Eukaryota; Metazoa; Chordata; Actinopteri; Perciformes; Sebastidae. The transcript is spliced from 18 exons. Gene Ontology annotation, cellular component: extrinsic component of cytoplasmic side of plasma membrane. The record is from RefSeq and is a predicted model, not a curated record. Gene Ontology annotation, biological process: signal transduction; negative regulation of epidermal growth factor receptor signaling pathway; regulation of keratinocyte differentiation. Gene Ontology annotation, molecular function: protein tyrosine kinase activity; protein binding; ATP binding.
GGAGGAGAGGAGGGGGGGGAAAAAAUAACAACAAGAGCGAGGGAUUAGGCAUCGACCGAGCAAUCAGGAAGUCCAUUUAGGACAAAGCGGCGUUAAAAAAUCCUCCCAGAUUUUAGCCGCGAUCGUCAGAGCUGAGCUGCCAGUCCGAUUGGACAGCUGCUCAAGAUCUGUUGGGGAGGGGAAAAAAAUAGAAGCACACAAAGGAAGGAUGAAAUGAGACAGGUGAAAAUGAAACGGCGUGCUGUGAUAUUUCACUGCUGGCAAUGAGUGAGAGGAGGUAAGCUGGUCGGUGUGAUGCCCGGGGCGCUGAAAUUGCAACAGAGAGAGAGAGAGAGGGACAUUGCUGGAUAUGAAGAGCAUGCGUCAGCACUAAAGCAGGGUGAACAAGAGCGGUCGGAGAGACAGCAGAGAUGAGCGAGGUGGAGAGCGAGGUAGAGCGAGAGACAGAUUGAGGGUAGAGGUUAUUACCGUGGCGUGAGAUGGGACGACAGAAAUAGAGCCUGCCGGAUUUGUCACCUCCAGUGCCACACCUUGGCUGCAUCAUCCCCAACGCUCCAUCCCGGCAGCAUCGGCAUCCGCACAUGGGAUUUCCUUGUCUAGGAGGACAACAACGCCCAGUAAAUUUAAUUUGGAACGACCAGUUUGAACACCUCGGAUGCUGUCUGAAGAUUUAAGCCACUGGCAUGUGAAAAGAACAAACUGUACCGUCUUUUAAAGAAGUGGAUUGUCUUGUGUUUUUAUUCAGAAGAGGAGGAAGAAUCACUGCCUGCACACAACAAUGAAGAAAUAGGGACUAUGUUCAUUCUGCAUCAAGAAUUACUCUCUGAAGCCUGCCAGAGGAAUGCAUUACUAAAAGCUGUUUCCAUUAAGAUAAGCACCUGUGUUUUUACAGUCAGUGAACACAGCACUCACUGUGUGGACAUGAGGAACUCAAUGUCCGGCUAUUUUCAAGGAAAGCUGACUCAACCUAAAUGAGGAAGACAAUGAAGGUGCGAGUACUGGAGGUCUACAGCGGCAGCAUAGUUAGAAAUAUUGUGCUCUGCUGUAUGAAAUAAUGAAGUGCUGUACUGUGAAUGACAUGCAGAUUACUGUACUUGUCUUCCUAAUGACAGCUCAGACCUGGAAGCUGGCUGACUGACUGACUAAGCGCGUGGGUUGCUCAUUGACUGGAGCUGUGGCUAUUUGAGGACUUUGAGGACACGUAACCCUGGGGCAGGUAGCGGCCGGGUGUUGGGAGCCUCACCAUGGGGGAGACGGCAGAUUACCAGAGGCUGCAGGACACGUCAGAGUCUGACUACCAACGCCUGCCCAGCGAUGACGAAGAGAAACUGGGCAGUAGCAUGCAGUGUGAGGAAGGCACAGAAUGGCUGCUGGAGCUGCUGAUGGAGGUGCAGCUGCAGCAGUACUUGCUGCGGAUCCGAGACGACCUCAACGUCACGCGGCUGUCACACUUCGACUACGUCAAGAACGAAGACCUGGAGAAGAUCGGCAUGGGUCGACCUGGACAGAGACGUCUGUGGGAGGCUGUGAAAAGGAGGAAAGCCAUGUGCAAGCGCAAGUCCUGGAUGAGCAAGGUGUUUAGCGGUAAGCGCCCAGAUGGAGGAGACUUCCCUCAGCAGGGCCAGCCGGCCUCCUCCUUUCGUAAGCUGUCUCCCACACCUCCGCUGGGCCUGGCGGAGGGAGUCCUGACCACGCAGCCCGGUGGUGGUGCCCCUCUAGACGUGCAGCAGCAGGCUCUGACCUGCCUCAUCCCAGAGAAGGACCUGACGCUGUUUGAGAAGCUGGGGGACGGCUCCUUCGGUGUAGUGAAGAGAGGGGAGUGGUUGACGCCUGCAGGGAAGGUGCUGAACGUAGCUGUGAAGUGUCUGAAGACAGAUGUGCUCAACCAGCCCGAUGCUCUGGAGGAUUUCAUCUGUGAGGUCAACGCCAUGCACUCCCUGGACCACCAGAACCUCAUUCGCCUCUACGGUGUGGUGCUCACACACCCAAUGAAGAUGGUGACCGAGCUGGCUCCUCUGGGCUCAAUGCUGGAGCGUUUGCGAUGUGUUCGUCCACAGGGCCCGGUGUUGAUCCACACGCUUUGUCAGUACGCCGUACAGGUGGCCUGUGGCAUGGCCUAUCUGGAGCAGAGGAGGUUCAUCCACCGGGACUUGGCAGCCAGGAACAUCCUGCUGGCCUCGGCUCACAGAGUGAAGAUCGGUGACUUUGGCCUGAUGAGGGCUCUGCCCAACAACGAUGAGCACUACGUCAUGCAGGAGCAUCGAAAGGUCCCCUUUGCAUGGUGCGCCCCAGAGAGUCUGAAGACCAGGACGUUCUCCCAUGCUACAGACACGUGGAUGUUUGGAGUCACUCUCUGGGAGAUGUUCACACACGGCCAGGAGCCUUGGCUGGGCCUCAAUGGGAGCCAGAUCCUGCACAAGAUUGAUAAAGAAGGUGAACGCCUCCUUAAGCCGGAAGACUGUCCGCAGGAUAUCUAUCAUGUGGUGCUGCAGUGUUGGGCUCAGAAACCAGAUGACAGACCCACCUUUGUCGCCCUGCGUGAGUUCCUGCUUGAGACCAUGCCCACAGACAUGUGUGCUCUGCAGGACUUUGACGAGCCAGACAAACUCCAGAUACAGCUCAAUGAUGUCAUCACCAUCAUAGAGGGGAGGGCAGAGAACUACUGGUGGCGAGGCCAAAACAAGCGGACCCUUAAGGUCGGACCGUUCCCCAGAAACGUGGUGACAUCAGUAGCGGGUUUGUCAGCUCAUGACAUCAGCCGGCCGCUCAAGAACAGCUUCAUCCACACGGGACACGGAGACAUCAACCCUGUUCGCUGCUGGGGCUUCCCCGACAGGAUUGACGAUUUGUACCUCGGUAAUCCCAUGGAUCCUCCCGAUGUCCUUGGUGUUGACCUCAGUGGUGCUCGGCUCGGGCAGCUACCGGGACGAGCUAGAAAGGAGCCUCCUCCCCGCCCUCCUCAACCAGCAGUGUUAAUCAAGAGUAAGUCUGGUUUCUCUCAGCAGCUCCUCACCCAUUGCUCCUGCCCUCUCUGUUCCCUCCUAGCUCCACUCCUCAAAGAGCCUUGCUAUGAUCCAGUUAACGAUGAUGAGGAUCUGACUCCGGCGGGACUGAAGAGAUUAUCGCUUCGGAAAACGGGUUCUAUCAAAGGCUUAAAACUGAAACCUGCUGCGUGGGUCUCUGCUUCCAAACAGGGGGUCGGUCGGACUCCAGGCUCAGGCCACAACCCCAACAGCGAAGUGUCCCUCAUUGACUUUGGGGAGGAGUUCCCCCCGCCCACACCGUCCCCCUCCCCUGUGGUUGAAAUUCAGAUUCCUUCACUGGCAAAGCUAGCUUUGGAGGCAGAUAACAUCCUGGACCAGACUCCGCCUCAAAGUCCGUCUAGAUCGUUGCCCCGCCCCCUUCACCCUACACCAGUAGUGGACUGGGAUGCCCGGCCAUUACCCCCGCCCCCGGCCUAUGACGCUGUAGCCCAAGACGAAGACGAUAUGGAGGUGAGCUCCAUCAACAGUUUGGAGCAGCAGCAUGAGGAGGAGCAGAGUGAAGUCCAUAACCCAGAUGAGGGUCUCUUCUCUGGACAGAAGGUGGAAGGUGAGGCUCUUGUCUCCAGGGUUACAGACAGAUCAGGUCUGGAGGACAACCUGUUUCUCCCCAGCAAGCAGAGCCAGGUUCUGUCCUCCUCCUUCUCCCAGUCAGCAGAGAUCUUCCAAGAACUCCAGCAGGAGUGCAUGAGGAGGCUAAACGUACCGACUGGGAGUGCUGCGCGAUCAAGCUCGCCGUCCCCGUGUCCACAGACCCAGAAGGGACACCAGCAGAGUGUCCUCUCCUCCAAUGAGGACAAACCCCAGAUUCCCCCACGUGUCCCCAUACCCCCUCGCCCCAUAAAGAGGGGCGACUACACAUCCGCUCGCUGGUCAAGGGAUCUCUCCCUGUCACCGACGCCAGCCGACACCACAGAGGACGUUUCGGGCCCAGGCCAGGAACGACCACCUCAAAUCCCUCCCAGGGACCCUUUGUCCCAACCGGGCUCCAGGACUCCCAGCCCCAUGGGCCUGGUGGUGGGCUCCCCCCAACAGAGAGUCUACUCUGUCAGCCCCACCACCAUGCCGGCUCCCCUUACCUCCUGUCCCUCCGCACACACCUACGGCUCCUACCUCUCCACCUCUCCAGGUAAACUCAUGCCUACCACGCACAGCUUCGCCUCAGAUCCUAAAUAUGCUGCACCCAAAGUGAUCCAGGCUCAGGCGCAGGGGAAAGACUCAGUCAGCAAGGGCCCCUGUAUCCUCCCCAUCGUCCGCGACGGACGUAAAGUCAGUAACACCCACUAUUACCUUCUACCGGAGAGGCCCCCGUACCUCGACCGCUACGACCGCUUCUUCAAGGAGGCGGAGAGCCUGCCUGCCGGCGGCGUGGAGGAAAGACACGUACGGCAAGCUAACACCGCCACGGUCAGACCCAUGGUGGUCAGCAACCAGACUCUCCAAGGACACGCCCAGGGACAGGGGCUUGUCCAGCCAGGCGAGCUGAAGGCUAAUUUCUCCUCCAACAAUAACAGCAGUCUGGGUGGGCCACGGUCAGCGAUGAAGACAUCAGUUAGUCUCCCUCGCGUCUGUUCAGACGGGCUGACAGCAGCGGUGGUCACCGCUUCCUGCAUCAGGACAGACGGAGGAGGGAACUCAGCUGACAGGGUCAAAAUGGUGCAGGAGGCAGUUCACGGUGUCACGAUAGAGGAGUGCCAAGCCGCCCUCCAGAACCACAACUGGAACAUCCAGAAAUCUGUGCAUCAUCUAAAGGUGGAGCAGUUGUUCUGUUUGGGUCUGAGGAGCAGGCCGGAGUGUCUAAAGCUGCUGGAGAUGUGUGACUGGAACCUGGAGGUGGCCAGCACUCAUAUGUUGGACAACUAUGGAUCCACAACAAGACAGAGACGGUGACAGAGAUCUCAAGCUGCCGAGCUCUGAUUGGAACUUCAUCCUCAGUAAAACAUCACCAGAGGUUGAAUCUGCCUUUGCCCCUUCCCAUUUUGAUGCUUCAGACACACCUCUAAAUCAAAAGACUGUUAUUGAACUAUAGAAGAGUCGAGCACAUUUUCACUGAACUAGCACAAAAUACCAAACUUUAAUAUGGCUCCAUUCAUACUUAACAUGGACAAAGGAAUUUAGCCUGGGGUUAAAGAAGAAGACUUUGGUCUGAAAGAAAUGUGAUUGUUGCACUUAUUAUUGUAGACAGCCAUCUAUGACCUUUUCUAAGUUGUUCAGACACAAAAAUGACACUGUACUUCAGUUCAAUUUCAUUUGAUCUGCCUGAAAUGUGUCACCCUAACUUGUUCCCUAUAGAGUCACAGAUCCUGGGUGUUACCAGACUGUGUCAGAUCCACUUACUGGUAUCCUCACUGUCACUAUUACACUGCUCUUUUUGUUAAUGUCAUUUAAAAGCCAGUUUGAAAGUGAAUCUGAAGAGGCCAAAAUGGGUUAAAUAGCACAAUAUACACAGUGGCACUUCUUAAAAUAAAAAAAUGGUAAAGUAUGGACCUUUUUGUCAGACAAUGCCAAGAACUAGUACCUAAUUUAGUGAACAGUGUCAGGAUUUACCCAAAACACUGUAUAGUGUAUACAGAUUUGACCUCUACCAGGUAAAAGCACAGCAAAAUACAAAACUAAUUGGACCAUUUACAAUUAUAAAGAGGGGUGUGGAUAUGAUUAUGAAAACUAUUUGCUGCUGAAAGACUGGAGUCGAGGAAAAAUGUGCAGAAAAAAUACUACUGCAAAACAAACAUUUAGACUUCUCUGCAAUAAAUAAAAGCUCAUAUCCUCAAGAAUUUGCAUAAUAAUAAUUUAGUAUUGACGCAGUGCUGCUAGUCGUCAAAUGUGAAACCAGCCCACUGUUGACCAGAAUCUAAACAAUUAAUGGAAAUAGAAGAUUCACUUCUUUCAAAGAGCCACAAAACUGUUUAAUAUAUAUUAAAAGAGUAUACGCAAUAUACUCUUUUUAAAAGAGACAUUUAUGUUUGUUUACAACAUAUUGAUAUUUUAAUAUAUUUUGAACACAAUGCUCAGAGCCAAGAGAAGACUGUUAUGUCUGUUACUGGGCAAGCCAUUUUAUUAAUUAUUUAAAUGCGUCUUUCCUUGAGUUAAACACUGAUUACGACUAUGUGGCUUCAGAACAAAAAGCCCACACAGUCAGCGGGCGCUUCUUUCUACCACAUAUAGUCUUUCCUUAUUCCUUCCCUCUGCAGACAUAACUCCUGCGCCUCAGCUGAAAACUCCUGCCAGCUGGGUAUUUUCUGCAGACUACGUUGGCAGCUAAUAACAGCAACGCUGUGAAAUUUACCCCAAGGCACAGAUCCUGUCCCAUAAUCAUCACUUAAAACCUCAACUGUGAUAUUUUGGUCAGCAGCUUUGGGGGGCAAUAAUUUAAAAACGGGAGGACGUGUCAGCUCUGUGUGAACUCGCUGCUGGGCACUACAAUACAUUUUUCUGACUGGGCAUUGUCACAGUAGAGCCCUCGGCAAUGAACAUAGAAACCUUUUGGGCCUGUUAGAUGCACUUAGUAUGUGAGGACUCCACUAAAAGGAAGGGAAAUAAAAGGCAUUUCACAUGCUUCUAAAAUUCACUUUUCUGUGUCGAAAAACGUUCUGCUUUACAGGCAUUUUAUGGUCAACACAUUAUCCUUUGGUGCUAUAGAAAAAACAAAACUCUUUGCCAACUGGUACCCAACUAUUUAAAUUACAAUAUAAAUGGUUGUCCACAUGGAGACACUGGCUUUGCCCCUCCAUAUGUCCACAAAAAAACCCCAGUAUGUGACAGGUCUGAGCACAAUCUGUUUGGGAAGAAGCUUCGAAUGGCAAAACCUGAUAAGGCUAAAAUGUAACCAACAAGCCUGGUCAAAUUAGGAUGCUUUGAAUUUGGAAUAUAGUUCUUAAGGAUGUACAGGACUGAUUUUGGAUAACAAGCUAACUCCUGUGUGCAAUAAGGCUGCUGUAGAACCUGUAACCUCCCAGUCUGUCCAUCCAUCAGUGCCAUCCAGAUGUGUAAAAAGACGUCAUGAUGUAUCCUAGUAAUUGAAUGCACAGAAAACACUGUUUUCAGUACGAGUGUUUGGUGACUCAGUUUUCCUCCCCAGAGUACGAUGAAGUUGUCCUUAAACACUGUGUUGUGGUAAAGCUGAUUGUUAACAAAUUGCGUAAGGACAACUUCAUGAGGGCUGCCUCCACAGUCUGUUCAUGUGUUGUUUGACUUUUUACCAAGCUGCUGUAGUUGUAUUGAAGGACUGAAGUGAACCUUGUGGUGUUAUGAUCAACCCAAAGCAACAUUAUCCCGUUGUGGUGUUGAGACUCUGAUGUUAGAAAAACCUCUGUUUAGUCUUUGUUUGCCAGAUCAGUUUCUUUAGAAACGGUGUGCUAUUUUUAGUCAUUCAUAUUGUUUUUUGCUGUUUUUCCAACUUGCCAUUUUCCUCUUCAUUUGUAUGAAAUGCCUUUUUCAUUGUUUCUCCCUUCCUGGGUUGAUGGAAAUGUUCAAGAGUUCAUGCUGCCGAAUUUAUAAAUGUAUUUUUUAUUAAAGAAUUAAUUAUUUUUUA